Durusdinium trenchii is the source of this 835-nucleotide messenger RNA. Lineage: Eukaryota; Dinophyceae; Suessiales; Symbiodiniaceae. The record is from the annotation of a GenBank genome assembly.
UCUUUUUUCAGUGAGCUGCGAUGCUGUCAAAAGCCAUUUGGCCUUGGUGAAGGGACCCUAGCUUUUCAUGCACAUCAUGACCAAAUAGUUCUUACCAACUCGUCAGUUGGCAAGUUACAGACAAACAUGCAAUGAAUUUGGACUCAGUUGAAUAAAGCUGCGGAAGUAUGAUUUUUCAGAACAUUGAAGAAAUAGAUGUACAUUAACUCCACUUUCUGUGGACUCCGGAGGGUCAGGAUGCAUCCAUGGCAAGCGAGCUCUCCAAGAAGAAGAUCCUGCCCGGUGCUACACAUUCUUUCAGCCCUUGUGGCUUCAGUGAGGGGUCAUUCAUUAAGUUCGCACCAUGUCAAGUAGAAGGUCUGCUUCCCGGAGCGAUGUGGAAGGUUUCGUAUCUGAGGGUCUACCCACAGGAGCUAGCACGCGCGUGGGAUGAAUGCAGGUCGUUGGGGGACCGCUUCUUUGACAAGAAGGAAUCCCGCUUGACCCGCUGGGGUGACAAACAGACCGUAGGGUUUGCCAGUGUGAAGAACAUGAGAUUCAAUUUCAAAGCCCUGGAGUGUAUGGCCAGUUGGUAGUGUCCAGUGGUGCCUUGGCCAAGAUGAUCUGCACAAAUGAUCCUCGAGAUGAGGCAGGGUGUCCUCAAAUGUAGGACCGGAUAACCCCACAUGUGAGCAACUUAGCAAGAGAGAAUGUCUGCGUAGGUGCUUGGUGACAAUUGGUGGGUGGCAAUUGGUUGGUGUUCAAUUGGUUGAUGACAAUUGGUUGAUGACCAUGGUUUUGUAAAAAAACAGGCCCUCAAAAAUAACCCUUCCGAAGGGCAGAGGCCCACCAGCAC